AAGGAAGCAGCAGCAGCUGGGACCUCCCCGUUGGCUUCUGCCCUUCCCUGGGAAGCCUGAUUAAUGCCUAACUGGGAGCCCGCCCGCCCGCGCUCCUGCACCCACGGGCACCCCCAAGCCCUGCCGGUCAUUGCCAUUCCGCCAUGGUGCCCAUCGCUGUCCUCCUGGCUGGGCUCGUGCUGGCUUCGCCCUCCUGGGCCCAGAAGCCCAGGCCCUCCAACAGUCCCAUUGACAAGAUCAGCGCCCAGGAACAGUUUGAUCCUGCCCGGUUUGCAGGGAAGUGGUUUCUGGUAGGGGUGGCCUCCGACUGCCUUUACCUGCGCGAAAAUAGCUACCGGCUAGAAGCCACCCAUGUGGUUGUGUCGAUGAUUGACAGAGGCACCGGGCCAAAAUCUCUGCUCUUUAGCACCUUCCGCCCACUGGAAGGGAUCUGCUGGAACAUCAAGCAGACCUAUUUUGCCAGCAAGACGCUCGGGCGGUUCCUCCUGAAGGGCCGUGGCGCCCCAAUGGCCGUGGUGGUGGGGGAGACGGAUUACAGCAGCUACGCCAUCUUGUACCUUCAGAAGCACCGCAAGAUCUCAGCCAAGCUUUACGGACGAACGGCACAGGUCGCAAAUGAUGUCCUGAAGAAGUUCGAGGCCGCUGUGGCUGCCAUCGGCAUGAGCGAGGACCUUGUCUUUUACUACCCCGUCUAUGGGUUUUGUCACUUGGCUGACCAAUUCCACAUCCUUGACGAAAAGGGGAUGUUAGCUAAAGAGCUGCUUUGUGCUGCUGUGCUCAAAGGUAGAACCAGCAGAGUUGCUGCCCCCAACUGCCAAAGAUGCCCCCCCUGCCCCCAGCUCAGCUGCCCUGCCUUCGGGGCUGUUCUCGGCCUCUCCAGCUUUUGCUGAGAAGGCAGUUCUGGAAAGUGCUCGCUGCCCCCCCUCCGGGUCUGUUCUCUUGGCGGCCGGCUUGUUUUGCUGUUCCGGCUCCAGCCUUCGCACGUGCUGUUUACCAGAGCGCCCUGGCUGCGUUCCUCGGACCCCCUCCGCCUGGCUACGGGAGGGCGUCUCUCAUGGCUCUAAAGGGGGCGGCAGCCUUAAGCCAGGUCCGAAGGAUGGAGGCUGUUCUCCUGCUGGCCUGGCAGGAAGGAUGUGCGCACCCCCUGCUGAAAACUGUCCGGAUCCUUUCUCCCUAUUUCCCUGAACCCCUCUGGGAACAGUGGGAGGGGGUCGCGGGAGAGGCGCCUGGCAGAAGCAGCAGCCUCUGGCCAACAGCUGGGCUGAGCUGCGGCUGCGUCUCUGAACCGUUGAGGGGCGGCGGGUAGCUGCUGCAGCCCCGGUUGGCUCCCCAAACACAGAGACCUUCCCAAGCAGGGUGCGUGUGGCCUUUCUCCCGUGCCCAGCAUCGUCCCUGCCACCUCCAGCCCUUUGACUUCCCCACUGAGCAAAACUCCUGGUGACCAGAUGGACACAGCCUACCCCCUCACCCAGCUGUGCCUGAGAAGUGGGCCCAACCAUCUCCAGAUGGGCAGCUGCUGGAAUGCUGCUUUCCCCUCUUCCUUCCUUAAUCAGGAAGCUGGGCCUCAGCUGACUGUCUCAGUGUUCAAGCCCAGCAGAACGAUACGUUCUAUGUACUGAAGUUCUCCUUCAGGAACUCAAGGCAGUGCCCACCCUAUUUUCCCCCACAACAGCACCCUGCGGGAGAGUCAGGCUUUCUUGGCCAGGGAACUGCCCACGGGCUGAAUGAAAGAUGGGGCGGGUGGCAGGGCCUUCACGCUGAUCCAGCAAUGCUGUUCCUGUUCUUC
Messenger RNA from Candoia aspera, 1786 nucleotides. RefSeq names its product complement C8 gamma chain (gene C8G). The coding region runs from base 144 to 890 and encodes 248 amino acids. Gene Ontology annotation, biological process: complement activation. The record is from RefSeq and is a predicted model, not a curated record. The transcript is spliced from 8 exons. Gene Ontology annotation, molecular function: complement binding. Gene Ontology annotation, cellular component: blood microparticle; extracellular exosome; membrane attack complex. Lineage: Eukaryota; Metazoa; Chordata; Lepidosauria; Squamata; Candoiidae.